Pimephales promelas (fathead minnow) is the source of this 1795-nucleotide messenger RNA. It is a transcript of the gene igfbp7, whose product is annotated as insulin-like growth factor binding protein 7. The record is from RefSeq and is a predicted model, not a curated record. Gene Ontology annotation, molecular function: insulin-like growth factor binding. NCBI's taxonomy places the organism in Eukaryota, Metazoa, Chordata, Actinopteri, Cypriniformes, Leuciscidae. Gene Ontology annotation, cellular component: extracellular region. Gene Ontology annotation, biological process: regulation of cell growth; regulation of signal transduction.
UUUUAGUACCUCCAUCCCAAGCAGAGAGAAGCAGCAGACUUUGAACCAGCCUGAGACCCUCCACAUCUCACCAUGCUCUGCUUUAUGUUAUUACCACUGUUCGCGGUGUCUUCAGCGGACCGGCUGCCCCGCAGCUGCGGCACCUGCGACCCGAGUCAGUGCGCUCCGCUGCCGGCCGAGGGCUGCUCGUCAGGGGCGCUGUUGGACGCGUGCGGCUGCUGCGAGAUCUGCGCGUCUGGAGCGGGAGAGCCGUGCGGAGGACGCGGACCCUCGGCCAAGCGCUGCGCGUCGGGACUCGAGUGCGUCAAGAGCGACAAAGACAAGAAGACCAAAUCAGGGGUGUGUGUGUGCAAGAGCAACUAUCCCGUGUGCGGCACUGAUGGCGUCAACUAUAACAGCGGCUGCGCGCUCAAAGAAGCGAGUGUGAAAGCAGUGAAGGAGAAACAAACCGAGAUUAAGAUUCAGAACAAGGGCAAAUGCGCUCAAGGACCGGUUAUAGUGACAGCUCCUGGCGAGGUCUGGAACGUGACCGGUUCACAGGUCUUCCUAAGCUGUGAAGCCACUGGGAUACCAACACCAGUGCUCACCUGGAGAAAGGUAUCUGACAGCAAAGGAAAGUAUGUGCCGCUCCCAGGAGACAAAGACAACCUGGCCGUCCAGACCCGUGGAGGCCCGGAAAAACACGAGGUUACUGGCUGGGUGCUAAUUUCUCCUCUUACCAAGAAUGAGGACGGCUCCUACGAGUGUCACGCCAGCAACAUCAAGGGCGAAGCUUCUGCUGUGGGCAUCAUCCACGUGGUGGAUUCCAUCAAUGACAUUCCUCCCAAGAAGGUGAAGGAUAGCGAGCUGUAAAAAGACGUGGACUCUGACUGAGAUGAUGAAUCGCAUUCGUCUGUGCACUGAGGACAAGCUCAUAGCAUCUAGUGUAAUCACUGCUCACACACACACCGCCUGAACCACAAACAGCAACUUGCACGUGGGCACUUUAUUCUAUAGAAGUUGUUCAGGCACACUCGCAAAAAAACAGACCCCGACAUUUGUAUUCUUUAACUCACUCUACAAUCUCUCUCCACAGAACAACUUUAUACUGUAAAGCGCCGAUCGACCAUCAGAGCGAUUGAAUCAUACACGUGAAUACAUAUCUCCAUGCAAACAUUCAGGCGUGAACACUGAAUGCAUUUGCGGCACUCAAAUAUCUCAUCUUCACUUAUCAUAUGCAUGCUUUGCGUGUUUUUGGGGAUACAAAUAUUGUACUAAUUUCUUUAGUUUUCUAUUUUGUUGAUGAUUGAUGUCUAUGGUCAACUGUAUUUGUGCAAACUUUUGGACGAUGUUCCUUCAAAAAAGCUUCAAGACUAAUCUAAAUCAGAGUUGCCCUGCAAUAAAGGCAAGGGCCACAAAUCUAACUUGACUGAGGGCCAUAGGUAAAUGUUUCAUUAUAUGAAAAUGUAAAGCUCACUUAUAUGAUCUGCCUUUAAAUGCCCAAAAAAAGUUAAAACAAAAAAUCUAGUAAAUCAAAACGACAGAGAAAAACUGCAUUUUUUUCAGCUUAUGACAUGACAAGUUCACUAAACAAAUUACAAAUAUUGUAGUUCAGAGUUUAGAUUAAGUUAAGUUUUGGUUAAGUUAAGAAUUAACAGCUCAUUUAUCACAGCUAUAGACUUCCUACUAUUCUGUCGAUUCCUAAACUGCAUUAGAAUUAAAUGUUGUCCUCUAAAAGUCUGAGCAUAUAAUGCAUUUGAUUGUAUGUUUUGAUAUUUGUAUACCACCAAUGAAUAAAGAUGUACUUUGAAAGGCA